Messenger RNA from Acanthoscelides obtectus, 4188 nucleotides. The record is from the annotation of a GenBank genome assembly. Lineage: Eukaryota; Metazoa; Arthropoda; Insecta; Coleoptera; Chrysomelidae.
GCUCUCACCGGUCUCAGACAGCCGAGUCGUGCCAGAAAUAAAUGAGAGUGUUCUAUAUAUUUAGAAUUGAGAUUUCAAAGAUAUAAACAUCCAGCAGCAUGAACAGCUAGACGCAUUUCGUAUCGCGCCGAUCACAAAAAGAGGAAGAAGUUCGACAAAAGGAGUAGCGAAGUCUCGGAAGGCGAUCAAUGUGAUUUGUGUCGAGUGCCAAGUGGUUGUUAAGUCGUUGCGUGACACGUGAAGUUGUGAAUUGUGAAUUGGAAGUGACAGCGUGGAUGUUCGUAUGUUUCGGUUUUGUUGUUCGUCCUUUGUCUUUGAUGGUACAGUUGGAUACGAGGCGGAAUAUUUGUUUUGUAUCCACAAGCCCGAAGCGAGAGUUAUCUGAAGGAAGACGAAUGACUGGGCAAAGAGCAUGUCAAGACCGAGCAUGCUCCGUACCAGACGGAGGGAUGUCAACCUCAAACCCAACCGGAGGGAUGCCAGAUUGUCGAGGUUGGAUCGGAAGUCGUCGCGUGGUAUGCUAUACGAGAAUGAGGAGUUGAGGCUGAAAACAAUCAACAUCAAUGCGGAAGUCGAAAGCAGGCAAUCAGAUAUAAAGAAACUGAAAAGGGAGAACGAAAUGCUGAAAAAGGGCCUUUGGUAUCUGCGAGACGAGUACGACAAACUGGAAAGACUGAUCAAAGAUAAAAAAAUCGAUUUCUCCUCAUCGUCUACGACGUGCACAAGCUCCAGCGACUCGGAUAGCUGCAGCUCGUGCAGUGACGACAGCGAAGAAGUAGAGACGACACAGAACAUGAAGAACGACCAACGUACCAACAUGACCCUCAAAGACAGAUUCGAUCACCUGUCAGUUGUCACCGAAGAGACAAGUGCUGAAAACUCGGAACCAAACUCCAACGGGGCGCAAUUUAUCAGCGAGGCGUGGGAUAAUUUUGAAAAUGAUAACGUCAUUAAGCCUGAUCAAAGCUAUCCCGCGUAUACGAAUCAACGUUUAUGUCAGCCUCACACGAUAUCAACGCAAGCGAAAGUAUCUCAAAACUUUUUCACGCCCAUCAAACCUUCAAACAGUCAAGAACAAGUGCAUCAGGUUGAAGGAGUUUUGUAUCCCAGCGAAGUAUACGAUGACUUUAUCAGCCCUGUAGGAAAUAUCCAAGAUGUCCAAGAAUUCCAAAACACGGAAAGCCUGCAAAGCGACCAAACUUAUUUCAAACAGCAUGAAGUUCCAUACCACAACUUCACCAGUAAGACGAUCGCUAGCAGCAAUGCGACUAGUUUCUAUCAAAACAUGGUGCCGGUGCCAAAAAGUACUGAGCCUCAAGCAGAGACUGAACCGUUAGAAAAGUCGGCGGCUGAUUUGAUAGUGAAGAUUGACAAUCAGAAUUUCAAUAACGGCUUGGUGUUCAGCAAUACGACGCCGAGUCACAGUACGUUUUCGAACGGUGGAAAUUUGGAGGAGUUGCUUCAUGAUAUCGAGUCGAUUUCUCAAAGGGGCGCUAACGACCAACAAAGGUUAUCCGUCGCCCGCAAUGAAGAAAAUCAGGAGGAAAAGCCGUACAAAAGCGAACUGAAUGUGGUGCUGAUGCCUAAUCCGAUGCCGCUCAUAGGAUUCGACAAGUACAGGGAAAUUAAAAGAAGUUUCGAAAGCGUCAACGCCAAACAACCCGAUGACACGAUGUCGAUGUCACAACCGGAACUACGCUUCAUUCCACCCGCGCCGCCCUUUCCGCAAGCGCAAAGUCCGGGAUUGCAAGCGCAAAGCCCCGAAAUUGCUGAAUGCGAAGCGGAACAGAAUCCGUUUUUCUUCGGUCAUUUCAAGGACAACUACGUCAGUUCGGAUUAUUUCAAUAUGAGGUACAAUCCGGAGACUUUCGAUAUAAAGGAGGAACAGAAGGAAACCGUAUCAUCGGUCCAAAAAUCAAGUUCGAAAACGAACCUCAUCGAGCUGACCUCAUCAGAGCAUGUUUCAAGUGAAAACGAAGAAAACCUCAGAUUUAGGGCACCUCGACCGGGACCAUCAGACGACAAGGAGCAUCAAAAGACUGACCCACAGAACCCACUAGGAAAAUUACCAAAGCUUACACUUAGGAAGAAAGUCAGUAUACAUUUCAAAGGCAAGAAAGACAAGACGAAAAAGCAGUCAACGGAAAGUUCGGACACGUCGACUACGAAAACAGAGAAGAAGCAACCCUUUGACGUAAAGUUUGCAGAGAAAGAGAAGGAGAAAACCACCAAAGCAACGUCGGCGAGUCAUCAGAAAACCCCUAGUAUAGAAUCGCGGAAAUCCACGACGGAAAAUGCGAAUCAAGAGCCGAAAACUCCCCCGACGAGCUCGAGCAGCGGCGAAAAGAGAAUAGGGGAGGCAGAGCGAAGUAAGGGGAGGAAAAGUACUUCGGUUAGCCCGGAAAGGAGUAAACACGUGCAUCUGAAAGAAGAAGAUUCUGGGAUAUUAGGCCCCAAUCACCAGUUUGUGGAGUAGCACCUUUUUUAUGUACCUACCUGAUGUGGCGGCAAACGGCACAAGAAACACAAAAAAUCGGACAGGAACCGCGUACGACGUGGCAGCUAUCUGAUGGAACCGCCAGGGAGAUCCUUCUCGGUUUGCACUGACAGGUCGAACACGAUGGCUGCCGGGAUAGGGUUCGGCUCAGGAUUGUUCUUCGACGAAGGUUCAGAAAGGGAAAGGACUAACAGCAAUAGCAGUGUCGAUCUUUCCGAUAACGCCAGGAAGAUGUCGACUGUGUCGAACAUACCUUUGAGUGGGAAAGUGCCUUGGUGUGGAUGCUGGGGAAACGGAUGCUUGUGACGUUAGGUUUGAGCUCAAAAAUUUAAUUGAUGGCAAAAAAUACAGGACAUGAUUCCUUAGCUCAUUUUAGAGCUGAAGAGUGUUGGAAUUUUGAGAAAAAAUUCGCGAUAAUUUCAUGAAAUUUGACAUGCAUCUGCUAAGCAUCAAUAGGCAUUUUUUGAUGUAGAAUAUUUUUUUUAUAUUUCUACCAGUGGCGUCCGUACCGGAUGUAUUCUGGAGAUUUUAAAAAAAAAAUGGUACUCCAUUGAUUUUUUUCCGAAAAUAUUUGAUUUUGCAAUAAAUUUGACCUUAUUUCGCGUAAAAAAUAAGAACCAUUCUCAUGCGUUUGUGCUAUAACAGAAUUAUUUUGUACUAGUAGGGUGGUGCCCUAUUUUGUUUUUAAACUAAUGACAUUUGAUCAAUCACGUUGCGGUCUUAUUUUGACAAGUUUUUUACAUUGUGAAAAAACUCAAGAGGUCAAAUUUGUUACAAAGUAUUUACGAUUUCAAAAAUGAUUUUCGAAAAAAGCAAUGGCGUACUUUUUUUACAUAUCCAGUAUACAUCCCGUACGGACGCCACUGGUAGAAAUAUAAAAAAUAGUCUUCAUCAGAAAUUGACCAUUGGUGAUUAGUGGGUGCAUGUCAAAUUUCAUGAAAUUAUCUAGAACAUUAUUAAAGUUAUAAUAAGAAAACGAUUUUUUUUUAAAAUUUAACACCCUGAAGCUCAAAAGUUAAGAGGUGUAGGACAUAUGUUCAUAUAAACUUUUCCUCCUAAAACGGAAUCAUAUCCUGUAUGUUUAGUCAUCAAUUAAUUUACAGCCUGUAUAGUUCAAACUACUAUUCCAACACUGAAAAUUACAAAAAAAACAAACCGUACGUGUAAGCUUAAAGGGGAGCUUCUACUUAGAAGAUAUAUAGUACAAGAUUGACGUCACGUUAUUGCUUCAGAAAUAAUGCACAACAGAGAUCAUUUACUAUAAAUUCCAUGAACAUGUUUGGCAAAAACUUGUACAAAAAAGUUAUGGACACCUCGCUUCGAUAACAGUGCCGAAUUACGACAGAUAUUUUAAUCAAUUUUGGUGGCCAAAACGUCAGUAAUUCUGGAUCUGUGAUUUUGUUUGGCGGCCAAUUAAAGUACAGGGUAAGAUUCAGCUGUCACAUUACAAUGUUUUAAUAUACAUCAAAUAUCUGAACGAUAUGUAAAUCUGGCAACUAUGCUAUUUUAAGAUAAAAAUGUAUUCUUGCGUUGUGUCCAAGAUGUUGGGGUGCAAUUAUUUAUAAGUCAAUGAUUGUAUUAUAGAAAAAUUGUUUUUUAUACGUGUAUAUUAUGAGAUGCCAUGCAUCACUGUGCCAAAAUUUUUACGUAAAUGUUCUUGUAAUUGAAACAUGGUUAACUUUUGUAUCCAA